This is a messenger RNA of Rhinolophus ferrumequinum (greater horseshoe bat), 8188 nucleotides long. RefSeq names its product SMAD family member 4 (gene SMAD4). Gene Ontology annotation, biological process: anatomical structure morphogenesis; transforming growth factor beta receptor signaling pathway; BMP signaling pathway. NCBI's taxonomy places the organism in Eukaryota, Metazoa, Chordata, Mammalia, Chiroptera, Rhinolophidae. The transcript is spliced from 13 exons. Gene Ontology annotation, cellular component: heteromeric SMAD protein complex. The record is from RefSeq and is a predicted model, not a curated record. Bases 402 to 2060 code for a protein of 552 amino acids. Gene Ontology annotation, molecular function: I-SMAD binding; DNA-binding transcription factor activity, RNA polymerase II-specific; RNA polymerase II cis-regulatory region sequence-specific DNA binding.
UCCCCAACUCGGGGUGCCUCUGCCCUGGUCCUUCGGUGUGAGGGUGAAUGCUGGCUCUUUGACUGUGGGGAAGGAACCCAGACACAGCUUAUGAAAAGCCAACUGAAAGCAGAUGGGCCAUGCUGGAGGUGAGAGCCUCUGUCUCCACCUCUGGAUCAAGCUGCCAUUCAAAGGAGGUGGAGUCAUCAGAGAAAAGAAAAGUGAAAGAAAACUUGCAAGCCUUUCCCAGCCCAGAUCAGAGAUGUUUCUCCUGGAGAAGUCUCAGGAAAGGUUAUCCUGAAUACCACAUGUCUAACAGUUUCCCUUGCAACGUUAGCCAGUGUUUUUCACUGCCUCCAAAAAAUUAAAAUUGCUCUGGAAAUUGGAGACAUAUUUGAUUUAAAAGAAACAACUUUUAACAAAUGGACAAUAUGUCUAUUACGAAUACACCAACAAGUAAUGAUGCCUGUCUGAGCAUUGUACAUAGUUUGAUGUGCCAUAGACAAGGUGGAGAGAGUGAAACAUUUGCAAAAAGAGCAAUUGAAAGUUUGGUAAAGAAGCUGAAGGAGAAAAAAGAUGAAUUGGAUUCUUUAAUAACAGCUAUAACUACAAAUGGAGCUCAUCCUAGCAAAUGCGUUACCAUACAGAGAACGUUGGAUGGAAGGCUUCAGGUGGCUGGUCGGAAAGGAUUUCCUCAUGUGAUCUAUGCCCGUCUCUGGAGGUGGCCUGAUCUUCACAAAAAUGAACUAAAACAUGUUAAAUAUUGUCAGUAUGCGUUUGAUUUAAAAUGUGAUAGUGUCUGUGUAAAUCCAUAUCACUAUGAACGAGUUGUAUCACCUGGAAUUGAUCUCUCAGGAUUAACACUGCAGAGUAAUGCUCCACCAAGUAUGUUGGUGAAGGAUGAAUAUGUUCAUGACUUUGAGGGACAGCCAUCGUUAUCCACUGAAGGGCAUUCAAUUCAAACCAUCCAGCAUCCACCAAGUAAUCGUGCAUCGACGGAGACAUACAGCACCCCAGCUCUGUUAGCUCCAUCUGAGUCUAACGCUACCAGCACCACCAACUUUCCCAACAUUCCUGUGGCUUCCACAAGUCAGCCUGCCACUAUAUUGGCGGGCAGCCAUAGUGAAGGAUUGUUGCAGAUAGCUUCAGGGCCUCAGCCAGGACAGCAGCAGAAUGGAUUUACUGGUCAGCCAGCUACUUACCAUCAUAACAGCACUACCACCUGGACUGGAAGUAGGACCGCACCAUACACACCUAAUUUGCCUCACCACCAAAACGGCCAUCUUCAGCACCACCCGCCUAUGCCGCCCCAUCCCGGACAUUACUGGCCAGUUCACAAUGAGCUUGCAUUCCAGCCUCCCAUUUCUAAUCAUCCUGCUCCUGAGUAUUGGUGUUCCAUCGCUUACUUUGAAAUGGACGUUCAAGUAGGAGAGACAUUUAAGGUUCCUUCAAGCUGCCCCAUUGUUACUGUUGAUGGAUACGUGGACCCUUCUGGAGGAGAUCGCUUCUGCUUGGGUCAACUGUCCAAUGUCCACAGGACAGAAGCCAUUGAGAGAGCAAGGUUGCACAUAGGCAAAGGUGUGCAGUUGGAAUGUAAAGGGGAAGGUGACGUCUGGGUGAGGUGCCUUAGCGACCACGCAGUGUUUGUGCAGAGUUACUACUUGGACAGAGAGGCUGGGCGCGCACCCGGAGAUGCCGUGCACAAGAUCUACCCAAGUGCUUAUAUAAAGGUCUUUGAUUUGCGUCAGUGUCACCGUCAGAUGCAGCAGCAGGCUGCCACUGCACAAGCUGCAGCAGCCGCCCAGGCAGCAGCUGUGGCAGGAAACAUCCCUGGCCCGGGAUCAGUAGGUGGAAUAGCUCCAGCUAUCAGUUUGUCUGCUGCUGCUGGAAUUGGUGUCGAUGACCUUCGUCGCCUGUGCAUUCUCAGGAUGAGUUUUGUGAAAGGCUGGGGACCGGAUUACCCACGACAGAGCAUCAAAGAAACGCCUUGCUGGAUAGAGAUUCACCUACACCGGGCCCUCCAGCUCCUAGAUGAAGUACUUCACACCAUGCCUAUUGCCGACCCACAGCCUUUAGACUGAGGUCUUUUACUGUGGGGGCCCUUGACAUUCAUUAUCAGGAUGGUGGACUAUAAAAUACAAUCCUGUUUAUAAUCGGAAGAUAUAUUUCACUUUUGUUCUGCUUUAUCUUUUUCAUAAAGGGUUGAAAAAUAGGUUUGCUGCCUUGCUCCUAGCAGACAGAAACUGGAUUAAAACAAAAAUUUUUUUUUCCUAUGUAGAACUUUUCAGGCAUGGCUCAGAGCUUGGAAGAUCAGGAAAAACACAUUCUUAUUAAAUCGUCACCAGUUAUUAUGAAGGAAUCAUUCCAAUGCUGGAAAAUUUAGCCCUUUAAACCGUCUUAGACCCUUUUCUAUGCAGAACAUCAGUAGGUGUGUUAUUCUACAGAAUAGAUUCAAUAUUGCUGAUUUUAAAGGCAGAGGAGUUCUCAAAGUUAAUUCACCUAUGUUAUUUUGUGUGUAAGUUGUUACUGUUGAACAUACUUUACUCCAAAGUAUUGUGCCAUGUGGGUGAGUUAAUUUUACCAAGAGCAACUUUACUCUGUGUUUAAAAAGUAAGAUAGUAAUGUAUUAUAACCUUUUAUCCAAAAUAUUUUUUUGCAAGUUAAACUAGUGAAGAUGAUUUCAGUUCAGAUUGUCUUGCGACUUCAAUUUUAUUUUUGCCAAGGCAAAACACUAAUCUCUGUAUGUAUACUGAGAAUUCCUUAAAAUUACCAGACAAAGAAAUAUCAUUUAAAAUUACACUUGUUAUCCCUGUUGGAUAACUGUUUAUCAAGUAGUAUACUUUUGCCCUGUUAAGCAGUAGGUGUAUUCUAUAUUUCUGGGCGCGAGGUUGGUUACUAAGAAGCCUAGAAGAGGAAUUUCUUUCCUUCAUUAAUUCAUAGGGAAAGGUUUUGUAUUUUUAAAAACACUAAAAGCAGUGUCACUCCACCUAAUAUCUCACCCUUCUACAAAGGUGGCAAUGCUUAAACUAAAUGAUGAUUAUUUUGGAAACUGCUAAAUUCUAUGUUAAAUAUUGUGCAGAAUAAUGGAAACAUUACAGUUCAUAAUAGGUAGUUUGGAUAUUUUUGUACUUGAUUUGAUGUGUGACUUUCUUUUCAUAUACUGUUUAAAUCAUGUAUGUUAUGACAUUGUUUAAAAUUCAGUUUUUGUAUCUUGGGGCAAGACUGCAAACUUUUGAUACCUUUUGGUUAUUCUAAGCCCUUUGCCAUCAAUGAUCAUAUCAGUUGGCAGUGACUUUGUAUAGAGAAUUUAAGUAGAAAAGUUGCAAAUGUAUUGACUGUACCACAGACACAAUAUGUAUGCUUUUUACUUAGCUAGUAGCAUAAAUAAAACCGAAUCUCAACAUACAAAGUUGAAUUCUAGGUUUGAUUUUUAAGUUUGUUUUUGUUUUCUUUUGCACUUUUGAGUCCAGCCUCAGUGGUGAGACACCUUCUACUAAAUGACAGGCAACAGCCAGUAUUGCAGCUUUGGUUUUUCCCUCACACUCUACUGGGACUUUCCCACGGAAAUUACGUAUCAAGUGUAGAGUUGGUUAUUUUUUUGAACUUUUACUGUAGCAAAAAUAGGCCUGAUUGUCUAUGAGAUAAAUAGGUUGUCUACAGGAUAAAUAGUGUGAAAUAAAAUUAUCUUCCAGAUGCUUUUACUUUUUGCUUGGAGGGCAGUUUGAGAUACAGAAGCACUUAUGCAUGACAGUCAUCCUUAUAACGACUUAGAUAAACAAGGCUUCAGCCUCCUCGCCCAGAAGAUCUUCUUAGGACCAUCCUAGAAACCACUGAGUUUGCUUAUUGCUGUGAGUUAAGCAUAGCUCUUGAUCCGGCUACAUGUCUUUUGUUUUUAAAAUAACUUCUCUACCAGCUCAUUGUACUCUUGAGUACUUACAAAUACCUUUGUUAAAGACCUCAUUUUAAUCUGUAGAAGUUGUGAUUUAAGUUUUAUUGGCAGAUUUUUAAAAAGCUACUACCUUUAUUCUUUAGAAAUUAUUGACUUUAGGUCCAUUUUACUGUGAAUGAAUAAGAAUGAGAGGAAAGAGUUGUAGAAUGACUGAUUUUUAAAAUCCAGUUUAUUUGAUUAGAACCAUAAGCAUGCUAUGAUAUAAUCUAUUGCCUCCUUUUCUACUUUACGGAGGGUUUUCAUGUUUAAUCAUCUGGGGAAAGUAUGCAGAAAAUACUUCCUAAGAAGUCUGUCUUUGAGGCCAAGCCACCUGUCUUGGUUUCUUUCUGCUAAGAGCCAUAAAAUUACUAAAAAGUACAUAGAAGUACUUCUAGUUAUUGUUUUGUAUUUAUACCUAGAUGCAGUCACAUGCUUUUGAGAAAACAUCUAGUAUGUUAAAAUCAGUUAUUCCUGAGAGCUUAGUUGUUAAGUGGUAUUUCCAUUUUUUAAAGGUAGUCAUCUUUGAUGAGUAAGAGUAAAGAAUCAGUAGGUUUAAAAUUUGUGCCUACUUUAAGGGUAGAAGACUUUCUGCAGCUCUCGGAAUCUGAUUAUUAAUGAGGAUAUGAUUCUGGGUGGGUUUUCUCUCGCUAGUUCGUAUCGCAGAGACUCUCAGAAUGUUGAAUUUCAGUGAAAGCUGAGUGAGAGAUGAACCAAGUAUGAAACUUUAUAAUCCAGUAUGAGCCCCAUUCUACUUUUGUCCAGUGCCUUUCUGUGCAUUAUCAAAGGGAAUCCGAAAUGGUGUUGCCUUCAUUUUCCAGGGAGUAGAUUCUUUUGUGGGAUGUAGUCUUAUCUCAUUUUUUAAACUAUACUACACCUGGUAUACAAAGAUAAUGAUAAUAAAUCAUUGCCACAGAACCUUGUUUUUCCAGAAGCAUGGCUCAUUUGUAUUGGCCUAAUUACUAAACAGGUCACCUAUCCCAUUCCUCCUGUAAACAUUGUGGGUUUACAGAUUCGGUGAUCUGGCUGAAGGAUAACCAAACAGCCACAUAAACUGAACACAUACUAGUUGUGUUGUAUUUCAAAGUUAAAAAUCCAUUUUUGUGGUGGAAAUGGCAGUAUUUGUAAUAGAAAAUUUGAAGGCAAAACAUAAUGCCCUGUCUUCCAGGUAAUAAAUACCUUAUUUUAAAAGUUUAUUGCAGUUUUCAGUUUUCUUUUUGAUUGUCCCCAUCUGAAGAAGGGAAAUUUUAUAUUUUCCCAAGGUGUUCCUUUACUAUCUGUGAAGGGUAAAGAAUAAGAACAUAAGGUGAAAUAUUUUUAUUCCUGGUUUGGUGGCACCUGGUCAAUUUAAAGUUACUCAUUAGCUAUUAUGCAAAAUCAGAUUAGUUCACAUCCUUUUUGAGAGCCUUUUGGAAGAAGCAAUUUUCUUCUGAGUAGGGUAGAAUCCUUUUUGUUGACAGUUUUUAAUGAGCAUAUGAAAGCAAUUACCUGUAAAGUCAGUUAACAACUCUUGUAGAUGGGGCUUGGUUAAGACUAGCAGAUAAUAGAAUAAAGAAAUGCAUUCUUUUUCUUUCCAAAGGCAGAACCCAUCUUAUUGCAGAUGGCCAUCUGUAAAUAAUCGCCAAAAUCCUCCUUUGCAAGAUUAUAGAAAAUAGGCUAUGAGAAACUUUUGUUGAAGCCUUUCCAUUUUUUCCUGACAGCUAGAUACAGAAGGAUGUGAAAAGUUCGUGGCCGUGUUCAUUGCAGCGUCCUCAGGCCCAACCUUGCCCUAUAGUACUUGUCCCAGUGUAGCUCGGUUGCUUAUCUUAUUUAUCUGGUAUCACUGUGGAAUGGAAUUUUCUGCAUAAUCCAAACUUGCCUUAUUUAAGCAGUAAAACUUUUGUUUUAGCCAUUUCUUUGAUGGAGUUAUUUAAUGUGUAUAUCAGAGAAUGUGUACUGGGUAUAAUGUUUCUUUUUUGUGUCAAGUUGUCUUUGUAGACAUUAGGGGCGGCUUGGACAGGCAGGACUGUUUCGCCUUUACUAAAUGGUUGCCCACUGCUAUGGUUUUGAAUGUUUCGUGUUUUUACACACCCACCCCAGUCUUCUCCCUUUCUGACAGUGGCCACUUUCUGUGUGUUGUUAGUGUACCUUAGUAGUAUCUUCUUCCCUUUCUGAUUGAUUUUUUCUAGCUGCUUGGGCAAGGAAACCAGAUAACCAAACUUAUUAGAGCUUUCUUGGAAACACAAGGGCAAACUGGGAUGGGGCGCAAGAAACUUUCCUAUAAAGUAUUGAAAAGGACUUCCGUGCUUUGGCUUUUGACUGCAUAGAGUGCUCCUGAUUCUUGCUGAGAUUCAGGUAGUUGAGGUAGAGAGAAGUGAGUCAUACUCAUAUUUUCAUCCUUUGCAAGAUUUUGAAAGUUUUGUUGCUUCCACUUGAAUGCUGCUCACAUAAAAAUUGGGGUUCCAAGGGGUACUAAAUUAGUAUCAAUAGUCAGAGGCAAUACCGUUGCUUAGAGGUGACACCAGCAAAAAACAAACAACAAAACGGAAAACCUUGGGAAUCGAGAGGGUCAUUUUUGUUUCAUUUUGGUGUCCCCUUUUGAGCCCAAUGUUCUGGCCUUCCUCCUCUAGAUGUUUUUGACCUAUAGGUGCCUUUAUGAGAAUUGAGGGUCUGAUAUCCUGCCCCAAGGAGUAGCUCAAGUAAUUGCUGAUGUUUUCAGGGGUUUUAACAUCAGACUUGAAUAAACGAACCCCCGCUUCCCCCUUUUCUUUAACUGUAGGAAGGACUGAGGAGAAACCUCUGGUGAAGACAAUCAUUUCUCUCUAAUGAUACACAUAGUUUUCACGGUUUAUUUAAGAUGCUUUCUCAGUAGAUGUCAGAGCCCAUGUUCUUGUUCAACCUGAAAUGAGUGGCUCUGGACUGGGGCCAGACAGUUGUACUCUCUAGUUUGCACUCUGCCACUAGUUUGCUAUAUGACCUUGGGCAAGUCAUUUACUUUCUUUGGGCCUCAGUUGCCUCAUCUGUAAAAUGAGGGAGCUGGACUAGAUGAGUUCUUCCAGCUCUGAAAUUUAAGUGACCUUGCCUACCUUGCAGCGAUUUUUGAUUUCUUCCUUACCUUUGCUGUUUGAGGGGGCUUUUUACUUAUUUCCAUGUUAUUCAAGUGAGACUAGGCUUGAUAUUUUAUUACUACUCGCCUCUGGACAAGAAGUUACAUAAUAUGUCCUUAAGACAUAAAUUCAACCAAAGGCCUAGCACCACCUUGGGGGCUGCAAUAAAUACUUAAAAAAACAAAAAAACACUGAAAGGGGAAAAGCCUUCAUUUAUUUUCCCAUCAUCUAUAUUAAAGGUUUAUUAAGGCUUUUUUGAGUCAUGAUGUUCUCCCUUUUGGUUUGGUAUGUGUGUGGCACCAUCCCCUUAAGUGCUGUGUGCUCAUAAUUUUUUUCAACUAAAAUGGAUUGAAAACUUACUGUAAAUGCCUAAUGAUAUUAGAGGUCAUCACUUUGGGUCUUUGGUUUCUUAACUCUUCUAUGCUUAAAAUGGAAAUUCCUUUCAACUGCAUCAACUAAAAUGGUUUAUAUAACUCAAGAAAACAAUACCAGUGGGUGAUUAUUCACUUUAUUCUUGGCUCUUUUAGGUCUAUUUUGAUUAGAAGACUUUUGGCUGGAGCAUUCCUGUCAGAGUUCUCUUCCAGCCUAUCCUUGGAUGAGUGUAAUUAGUGAACUUGGCUUUUUCAGGGACCUUGAGAGCCUUCCUUGGGGUUGGGUUGAGGGUGGGGGGUUGGGGAGUCCUGGUAGAGGCCAGCUCUCUGGGAGCUGGAGAGGAAGUGAUGAAACCAGCUGCUAUUUCUAUGGCUGCUUGUCAUUGAUAGAAGGACUCAUGGGCUUGAUUGGUUAAAAGGCUAAACAUGGAGCCAGCAAACUUCCUCCAGGUAUUGGGUUCUGGCCAAGGCCUCGGACAUGAGAUAUAAGGGAAACGUGUGAAUGCUUGUAGAUGAUGAAACCCUGGUGGGCUGCAGAACCAUUUGGAGGAAGUGACUGGGGGUUGGGACAGAUUCGGUGGUGGUAUUUCCCAACUCUGUCUUCUCCCCUGAACUCCGAGGAAUGCAGCUAUGAUAAAACCCGGAGAAGAACCACACUUAGCUUCUGCUUUUGGGAAAACUGGUCAGCUAAAGUUGUGGUAGUUGCUUUGUGGCUUUCUGUAUACUGUUGCCUGGUUGAAGUCUGUGGCUGAAAAAUAGUUAAAACUUUCCUGAGAACUCUGUAACAAAGUAUGUUUUUGAUUAAAAGAGAAAGCCAAUUAAAUAAU